Molecule: messenger RNA, 1404 nt
Organism: Saprolegnia diclina VS20
Lineage: Eukaryota; Oomycota; Saprolegniomycetes; Saprolegniales; Saprolegniaceae
Exons: 1
Coding region: 1-1404 (467 amino acids)
Source: RefSeq, a predicted model, not a curated record
AUGCUGCGUGAUCUUUGCGCCACAAGCGCUGCACGGCGAAGCAGCGGUACCGGUGGCGAGUUGCCGAAGCACGCUGCCACGUGGGUUGCCCACAGAUUUGCUCAUGCCGAGCACUCCGAUCUCGUGCGCGCGAUCGCCGACUUUCAGGAAGGCGUCCCGCUCGACGUCAAGCUCCUCCGCGCGCUCGUCAAGAGCGACGGCGACACUCGCAACAUCAAGGCUGCCCUUGCGCCGUUCCACGCAGUCUUUGCGCCAUGGCUUGCCCAGCACACGCGCGCGACGGACCUCGCGCCGCUUCUGCAGAGCGAUCCAAGCACUCGGUCCCGGCUCAAGCAGUAUGCGAUCGCGUACUCGAACGUGCGGCUGCUCGAAAGCCUCUGCGACCUCGAUAUUGGCGGCGACGACUGGAUCCUCGCGGCGCGCCUCGGCAACGUCGGGGUUUUAGCCUACUUUAUCGAGCACAAGCAGCCGACGUACCUGCCGUUGGCCAUGGCGCACGCUCUGCGCACCGGCCAAGCGUCGGUGGUCGAUUUUUUGCAUGGCCAAGGCGCGACGAUCCCGCCGUUCGCGGCCAGCGUCGCGUGCAACGGCGGGCACCUACCGCUCGUGAAGCUCCUUCGCCACCUCGACGCCUGGCGCCCAGUGAACCCGAGCCUCGUGGCCAAGCAAGGGCACCUCGAUGUCCUGGCGUACCUCCACGAGGAAGGCUGCGGCGGCUUUACCGCCGAGACCAUGGACGAGGCCGCAACUGCGGGGCACCUCGAGGUCGUCCGGUUCCUGCACACGCACCGAAGGGAGGGAUGUACGCCCAAAGCCCUCGCCGGCGCCACAAAGAACAAGCACUGGGACGUGGUGCGCUACCUCAACCGACACCGGCCUGAAAGCGUGCGGCUGGUCGCCGACUUUGCCAAGCCCAACAGCUCGGUGCACCAUCGAUCGACGCGCGCGGCGAGCAGCCCGCCGACGCGGUACGGUUCGCCGAGGGUGGUGGCAGCGACCGACGCCGACGCCGUCGACUUUCGACGCAACAACGGGUUUCCGCUUUGGACAGCCCACGUGCUCUUGACGGCGAUACGCCAAGACCGACUCGACAUCGUGGCCUACGCCAACGAGCACAAGCUGGGCGUCUUCUCGACGGCGGCCAUGGACAACGCCGGUCGGUUCGGCUGCCUCGAGAUUUUCCGGUACCUGCACCAGCACCGGUGCGAGGGCUGCACAAAGGCGGCGUGGACCGGCGCUGUCGCCAACGGCCACCUCGGCAUUGUGCGGUAUAUGGUCGAGAACGACUUUGCCGUUGUCGACUUGAAGGUCGGUCGGCAGCUUGCGAUUGCCAGCGGCCGCACGAGCCUCACGUCGUACAUCAAGUCGGUGGGCCCAGCGCGAUCUUCGUGCGCAGUCCAGUAG